Messenger RNA from Loxodonta africana (African savanna elephant), 7486 nucleotides. RefSeq names its product purinergic receptor P2Y13 (gene P2RY13). Gene Ontology annotation, molecular function: G protein-coupled purinergic nucleotide receptor activity. Bases 690 to 1685 code for a protein of 331 amino acids. Lineage: Eukaryota; Metazoa; Chordata; Mammalia; Proboscidea; Elephantidae. The record is from RefSeq and is a predicted model, not a curated record. Gene Ontology annotation, cellular component: membrane. The transcript has 2 exons. Gene Ontology annotation, biological process: G protein-coupled receptor signaling pathway; negative regulation of adenylate cyclase activity.
UUAGAAUUCAACUCGAUGGCAAUGAGUUUAUAACCAAGCAGCCAAUAAAUGGUGGAUCUGAGAUUCUCACCCCAACAGUUUGGCUCUAACGGCCCCUACCUCUUAGAAAACAAGUCAUUUUAUAUCUCAGAGAUCCAAGGAUCAAGAGACUGAGACAUAUGUCUACAGAAAUAAAUAGGCCAACCUCCUGAACACAAACUCCUGGAAAAACCAGUCUACCAGGAGGCAGAAGAUGAUUCUCCCAGACUUCAGAAUCAAGUCUUACUCUUCUACUAGGUUGUAAUUUGGGGUUAUUUUCUUACCUUUCUACCUACUGUUAUUCUAUGUAAGAGACACUGAAAAAUGUUGGUUGAAUGUGGAGAUAGAGAAGAUAAAUUGCAGGCAAGUUAUUAAAUGAGAAAAUAGGAUAAAGAUAAUUACAAAUUAACUCAUGGAUUCAAGUAGAGUAGAUUAACAAUAGAUAAAUUUGAACUCAAAGAGCUUCCUUUUUAGACAAUAUCCCAAAUUUUGAAUAUGAAGAUAUUCGAACGGAUCACAUUACCGCAUGAAAAUGAGGAAGGAAACUCAGUAUAAGAAAGCAGAACGACGACACUGGCUUCAAACAAACGCUCUUGGGCUGAACUAAUGACUGCUUUAAUCAGAAGACACAGAACUGAGUACCCUUCCAAACAAAGCGGACAUCAGGAAUAAUGAACGCCACCACGGUGAAGGGCCUCAACGGAUCUGAGCGGUGCCCCAGAGACACACGGAUGACACAGCUGGUGUUCCCCGUCCUCUACACUAGCAUUUUCUGCAUGGGCAUCCUGAUGAACACUCUGGCCCUGUGGGUGUUCAUUCACAUCCCCAGCUCCUCCACCUUCAUCGUCUACCUCAAAAACACCUUGGUGGCUGACUUGAUAAUGACUUUCAUGCUUCCGUUCAAAAUCCUCUCUGACUUGAACCCUGGACUCUGGCAACUCAGAGGUUUCGUUUGCCGCUUCUCGGCCGUUGUCUUCUAUGAGACCAUGUAUGUGGGCAUCAUGCUGCUCGGCCUCAUUGCCUUUGACAGAUUCCUCAAGAUCAUCAGACCUUUCGGGAAGUUUUUCGUACAGAAACCUGCUUUUGCAAAAGCUAUCUCAGCCCUCAUCUGGCUCCUUUUGUUCCUCAUCUCCUUGCCAAACAUGAUCUUAAGUAACAAGGAGGCCACACCGUUAUCAGUGAAGAAGUGUGCUUCUCUGAAGAGCUCUGCGGGGCUGGUUUGGCAUCAGGUGGUCAGUGACAUAUCCCAGUUCAUCUUCUGGGCUGUUUUUGUUCUCAUGCUUCUGUUCUACGUGGUGAUUGCGAAAAAAGUAUACGAUUCUUACAGAAAAUCCAAAAGUCAGCACAGCAGAAGCAAGAAAAAGCUGGAAGGUAAAGUGUUUGUCGUGGUGGCUGUGUUCUUUGUGUGUUUUGCCCCACUUCAUUUUGCCAAGGUUCCGUACACUCACAGUCAAAUCAACAAUAAGACUGACUGUCGACUGCAACAUCAACUAUUUAUUGCCAAGGAAACAACUCUCUUUUUGGCAGCCACUAACAUUUGUAUGGAUCCCUUAAUAUAUGUAUUCUUAUGUAAAAAAUUCAUGGAAAGACUACCAGGCAUGAGUCGGAGAAAGACCACAGCAUCCAGCCAAGAAAAUCACAGUACUCAGACAUAUAACCCAAAGUAAGACCGCACACGGUACUGGGGAAGCCAGCACAACUUGUACAGGCAAAGUCAUGCAACCUCCACAGGCACACACGACCUCCCUGAGGGACCAGAUUGCUGGGCUAAGGGCUGUGGGGACCAUGGUCUCGGGAAACAUGUAGCUCAAUUGGCGUAAUAUACUUUAUAAAGAAAAUGUUCUACAUUCUACUUUGGUGAGUAGCAUCUGGGGUCUUAAAAGCUUUUGAGCAGCCAUUUAAGAUACUACACUGAUCUCACCUCACUGGGAGCAAGGGAGAAUGAAGAAAACUAAAGAUACAAGGGAAAGAUUAGUCCAAAGAACUAAUGGACCACAUCUACCAUGGCCUCCACCAGACUAAGUCCAGUACAACUAGAUGGUGCCCAGCCACCACCACUGACUGCUAUGACAGGGAUCACAAUAGAGGGUCCCAGUCAGAGCUGGAGAAAAUUGUAGAAAAAAAUUCUAACUCACAAAAAAAGACCAGACUUACUGGCCUGACAGAGACUGGAGAAACCCCAAGACUAUGGCCCCCGGACACCCUUUUAGCUCAGUAAUGAAGUCACUCCCGAGGUUCACCCUUCAGCCAAAGAUUAGACACACCCACGAAACGAGACUAAUGGGACACACCAGCCUUGGGGCAAGGGCUAGAAGACCGGGGGGGGCGGGGGGACAGGAAAGCGGGUAACAGGGAACCCAAGGUCGAGAAGGGAGAGUGUUGAAAUGUUGUGGGAUUGUUAACCAAUGUCAUAAAACAACAUGUGUACUAACUGUUUAAUGAGAAACUAGUUUGUUCUGUAAACCUUCAUCUAACCAACCAACCUGUUGUUGUCAAGUCAUGGUUCACAAACCUUGAAGGACAGAGUAGAACUGCCCUAUAGGGUUUCCAAGGAGCACCUGCUGGUUUUGAACCUCCAACAUUUGGGUUAGCAGCUAUAGCUCUUAACCACUGUGCCACCAGGGUUUCGUCUAAAGUACAAUUUUAUUUAUAUAUAUGUAUCUACACACACACACACAUAUAUAUAUAUAUAUAUAUAACUAUGCUGACAACUUUAUAUUUAGUUAAGUUUUAAUUACUGAGAAAAUUUCAAAAACAACUUAUUUGCAAAUCAAAUCGAACAAUAAAAGAAAAAGUUUGAACAAAUGCUUUCUUACACGUUAUUUUCCUGGUGUACAAAAAGAAUUACAUAGAUUUUUUUAAUUAUAUUUUAUUCAGCUUUUGGUGGAAGUUUAUACAGCAAGUUAGGUUACCAAUUGACAGCUUACACACAAAUUGUUCAGUGGCAUUAGUUACAUCUAUCACAAUGUGUUAACCUUCUCUUUGUGUUCCGUUUGUUCCCUUUCUGGUACUCUAGUUUCCCUGCCCCUUUAUCCUCUCAUUCUUGCUUUUGAGUAAUUGUUGGCCUUUUGGUUUUACAGUGAUGGUUUUUAAGUAGGGCACUGAUCUUAUGGGUAAUAUCCAUAAGGUAAUCUCAGGGGACAGUCUCGGUUCCCCCAGAGUGUCUCAGGACAACAGUCUCAGGGAGUCCUCUGUUCUCCGCUGUUCCAGUUCGUCUGGCUUUGUUUGUUUGUUUGUUUGUUUUAAAUAAUCGUUUGAGUUCCGUUCCACAUUUUUCUCUCAAUCUAUCCAGGACCAACUAUUGUGACCCCGGUCAGAGCGGUCAGUGGUGACAGCCAGGCACCAUCUAUUUCUUCUGGUCUCAGGGUAGGUGAGCUUGUGGCUCGUGUAGGCUUGUUUCUUCUCCGAGCUUUUGGUUGCCUUCUUACCGUUCUGCUCCUGGAGAGCAGAGACCUGUAGGCAUGUUUAGAUGGCCGCUCACAUGCUUUCAAGACCACAGACACUACUCACUUUACUAGCAUGCGGAUCAUGGUUUUUAUGAACUAUGCUAUGCCAACUGACUGAGCUGUCCCAUCAGACUAUGGUCUUAAGCUUUCCAACUCAGAAACCUAUCUUGGAAGGCAUUUGGUUUUAUGUCUGAGGAGUAUUUGUAUUUGUGUCUUCAAUGAAUUCAUGUACCUGCACCUACAUAUUUGUAUUUACAAAUACCUAUACUUCUCUACUUGUUCCCACCUACAUGCACACCUGUACCCACAAAUAUGCCUAUACCCAUCCACAUGUGCUCAAAACCUCGAUUUAAUUAGAUAUUCUUAAGUGAAAUGGAAACCCUGGUGGCAUAGUGGUUAAGAGCUAUGGCAGCUAACCAAAAUGUCGGCAGUUCAAAUCCACCAGGCACUCCUUGGAAACCCUAUAGGGCAGUUCUACUCUGUCCUAUAGGGUUGCUAUGAGUUGGAAUCGACUUGACAGCAAUGGGUUUUUUUUUUUUUUUUUUUCUUUUCUUUUAAGCAAAAUGAGUAUCAUUAAGAGACUGCAGUGGAAAGUAAGCAGCCACUAGGGGUCAUCUUUUCAAGAGCACUGGCUUACAAUUAGGAAAAGGUCUAUUAUAGAUAAAUGUAUGCCUCUAAGCACCUCACAGUCUCUGAGUGGUGAAGACGGUUAAUCAGCUCAGCUGCUAACCAAAAGGUUGGAGGUGGGAGUCCAUUCAGAGGCACUUCCAAGAAAGGCCUGGAAAUCUACUUCCAAAGAAUCAGUGACUAAAAAACCGUACGGAGCACAGUUUUUCCCUGGCACACACGGGGUCACCAUGAGUCAGAAUCUACUGAACAGCAACUCUGUGUGUGUGUGUGUGUGUGUGUGUGUGUGUGUGUGUGUGUGUGUUUAUCACCUUCUCCCAUUCUUUUACAUACAUAAUGCAAACAACAGCACUGCUUUUGUACCCCACAAAUGUCACUUGGUUCUUUAAACAAAUAAUACCCUCCAAGGUCCUCCGAUGAAAGCUGAAGCUAUGGCUUGAAGGGAUACUAAGUAUGAAAAGCUGGGGAAUCCGAAGGAUGCCAAAAAGAUCUCUCCUUCCCAUUACAGAAAGCCUCUCCCCCAUUAUCACAACACUCUAUAGAUAAGGCAUAGCACCAUUACUAGAGAACAGAGAAGACUGUAUUAUAGUACUCUGCUUGCGCGCUAGACGGUGUACAAUUCAGAGGCUGGAAUGCUAGGUUAUUGCUCUUUGGAUUCUCCCCUCUGCCUAGCAAAUACUCGAAUGGUAGCUGAAUAUGGCAAACACUCAGCAAAGCCUCCCUGGGUCAUAACCCUACUGCCCUAUCCCAUACUCCUGGUUGAAAAUAAUGACUUCUCUCGCUGUUGGGGCACGUGUUAGAGCCCUCAUUUCACUUCCCUUUACUGGUUAGCUGUUUUCCUGACUGCAUCCCUGAAAGAGAGUUAGGUUUCCUAAAGACAGACAAUAUGGGCAUGUUUACUUGGUAUCUCCACAGUGCUCCUCACAGACCACAGACUCCGAGAGUUUCAAAUGGAAUGUGUCACUGUCCUCCCAGUCUGAGUGCACAGAGAGAUGGAAAUGCUGACCUAUCAUCACUAAUACUCAUUUUGGCAGAUUUUUCAAAAGAUGGUGACCUAUUUGUACAUAUCUAUCCCUACUCUUUUUCCUGGAUCCCUUUGUGUCUCAAAAAUGUAAUUAAUAUCAGAUUAUCUGGGACUGUGGAAUUGUGGUACCAAUUUAUAUCCUCUAGAGAAAAUGCGCAGAGUGGGCAUACUCUGUAAACAUACCAUAGCCUCAACACGACCAUCAUAAGGUGAAGCCCGGGCCUCCUUCUAUGCGCCCUCAAAGGUCCUGGGGACCCUGGAAUGUGCCUACAUUGCUGGCCUCAUCUCCUCACUGCCCUUCCAUCCUUUCAAUUUUACCCUCUUCUAUAAAUGUGUAACUGCCAGACACACCAUGUUCCUUUCAGCCCUGACCCACCACACGUGACUCACACAGAAAACUCCUGUCCAUCCAUAAAACCCUGCGUGGCGAUCAACUAGUCCAUGAAGUCUCACGUAGGCAACUCCCUCUUCUAUACUCUGUCAUGUCUCAUUAUCGUACUUAUCACAAUGCUUUGUAAUUCCUUGCUCACACAUGUGUCUACCCUUUAAAUAACCUGUGUAUCUUAUUCAGGGCAGAUUGUAUCUUACCAUGCGAUCAAUAUAUGCUUGAUGAAAUAAGCUCCACUAGUUUUACUUUUAUAUAUAUUAGGGGAACAAGAGGAAAAACCAGGUCUCUUUGAUGUUUUUCUUAUCAACAGGUGAUAUAUGUGCCUUGAAACAAAGGCUCAAGCUCUUUUCACAUACCCUCCCAUAGAGUGUACAGCGGGGCUUGGGGAAGAAGUGUCCUGGGUUUACCAGGGAAUACUUAAUAAGGAAGUAGGGUUACUAAGCAGCACAUGUGUAGCUUGGGGGUUCAUGUUUGACGACAUUUCAGUUUUAAACCUAUUGAUAAAAUGCUUCAGCUAUGUACUGCUGGUUUCUGUUAAGUAAAAUGUGUAAUGGUAGCUUAUUAAAAUCUCUGGAAUGUCCUAUAGAAAGUACUCCUGAUGUCUGAUUUUCAUUCUCAAAUAAAAGAAUUAAGUUACGAUAACUUUUAGGGAUAUCACUAAUCCACAUUGCCUGUGUUAAGUGCAGUACAGGUCACAAGUCGACAGUAAUACUGUAUGACGAGGAUCUGCUUCUGAGCCAGCCUUGUUAAAAAUAAAUACAAAUACUCAGUGGUGUUAACCUUGGUAUUUCACUUCUAAUGACUUUUUGAACAUAAAGUGAAUGUAGGUAUUGCUAAUGUGUAAGAUUUAAAAAAAAAAAAAAAACAGGGAUCUUUCAAGUUAAAAUUUCAAAGAAAUUCUGUCCUCUAUCAAUACAUAUCCCUGAUUCCACAAUAAUAACAUUACAGUCAGCAACAGAGCGCCUGAUGUGCACAAUGAAAUAAUCUACCCAGAACUUGGAGAAGACAUAUAUUAGAGAUAUCUUAAAAUAAGAUUCACAAAAUUAAAAGCAACUACUUGAAAAGAUUUUCCAAACUAGCAAUCACAAAAUUAAAUUCUAGAAGAAGCUGUGGAAGUGGAUGCUAUACCAAAACCAUUUUUGCUGAGUCGAUUCCAACUCACAGUGACCCCUAUGGAACAGAGUAGAGCUGCCCCAUAGGAUUUUCCAAGGAGCAGCUGGUAGAUUCGAACUGCUGACCUUUUGGUUAGCAGCUGAGCUCUUAACCACUUCGUCACCAGGACUCCAAGGAUGCUAUACCAUAGCCAUAAUUAGCAUAGAAAAGGGGACCAAAAAAAAAAAGGGCAACUUUGAAGGAAUAUGUGAGCUCAGAAAAUGAUUAAUGACUUUUUGUCAAAAGCUAAAAUGUAUUUUUAAUGGCUAACAGGACAAGGUCUUCUGAAUCUGGGCGGGAUGGAGGCAUUGUGCCACCCACAGAGAAGAAUUCUUGAGAAACCAACAAAAAUUAAUGUACAGAGAAAGCGGGAAGCAGAGAAGCACUGUGAAUUCCCAACUUGCAGAAGUUAGGGGGCUAAUAAACCUUUUAAAAUAUUAUUCCAUCUUAAUUCCACUCCUUCGUAUAUUCCAUAUCUGUUGAAAGGUGGUCCCUUCCUUAUCUUUCUAAAGUCUUCUUUGUAAAAUGUCUAUCCAUUGUCCCCAGGCAAGCUGUGUUCCUCCAGCCAUUUACUGGAUCAAAAUGCACACAGAUCUUAACAGAACAAAACAUCCAGAGCAGCAAAGCCCAGACCCAGCAGUUCCUAAACUCUAAAGAAACGUAGGUUUAGUGGACAGCGGUCUUACUAAGCGCAGAACUCAUAAGCCAUUUGAAACGCCUAGAAACACAACUCAACAUAUUGAGUUUAAAAUGGAAGUGAUAUGGAUAAAAAAUACACGUGUUAAAUCAGUGGGUCUCAAACUUUGCUGGGCAUCGGAAUCACCUGAGACA